AACUUCCCCGGCGUCCGUUUCGUGCAUUCGUCUUCCGGCAGGCUCAGGCCCUCGUUCCCUGGCCACACUUCACGAUACUACGCUCCCUCGCCGCGCCCCGCCCUGCCAUGGCUUCCAUGGCCGCGCAAGAGGCCAUCGCACGUCCGUCAACAAACCGCUCGCUGUCCUUCGUUGACCUGCCGCGAGAGGUGCAGGAGGAGAUCGUCAGGCAUUGCUCGGCACGCGACCUGGUCUGCGUCGCCCUGGUGUCGAAGCACUUCCGCGACCUCGCUGCCGCCCAGCUCUACCGCGAGUUCGUCAUCGUCUUCCCGGACGAGGACAACCCGCAGUUCAACACCCCCGUCGACGCUCUCGCCGGCGGCUUCGACACCUUCGUCACCAGCGACUACAACUAUGCCCAGUACCUCAGGAACCUGUGUUUCGACACCCUCUACAUGGGCGAUAAGGCCGAGGUUGCCUACUGCCCUUACCUGGCCAACCUGAGCUGCGGCAAGUUUAUGAACACGCUGCUCCUCCUGACCUUGCGCAAGGCCAGAGCCCUCGAGUCCUUCAAGUGGAACAUCCGGGUCGAGCUGAGCCGCCCCGUCUACAACCAGCUGCACCAAAUCGAGGCUCUCUCGCACGUCCACAUACGGAUGCAGUCGGGCCCCUCGCAGUAUGAGAUCCCCCCGCCGCUUCCCUACAGUCCCGCUCACACCCACUCCCCGCCGGUGCCCGCCCACGCCGCGCCCGUUGCCUCCAUCCCCCCGUCGACCGCGUUCGGCCUGAUCCCACCGCCCCCUACCCAGGGCUUUUACCUUCCCACCUCGACCGUCUCUCUGCCGCCUGUCUCCCUACCGCCUCUCCCUAAGGCGGGCCGUCUCAAAGCGUCAAAGAGAACCCCCGUAACUAAAGAGCCGCCGACGUUGUCGGGUUUCAAGCGGCUCAAAAGCCUUGCGGUCCUCGACAUCGAGAGUCUCGACAUUGUGCCCGAGCUCCAAUCGUGCAUACGGAACUCGGCCGGGACUCUCUCGAAACUCAAGCUCUCUCUCUCGGAGAAACUUGCUUCGACAGCCCGGAAGCCGUCCGUCGAUCCUGAUCUCGAGGACUCGGAUCAGGAUGACGAACUUCUGCCCAUCCCAGCGGCCUCCCAGUCGCACGCGCAAAACGAUGAGAUGAGCGGGCCCGCCAGGGCUUUUCGAGCGCAAGAGGAGAGGAAAGCGCAGGAGUCGGUAUUGGGUAGGAUAUUCGACGUCGAGCCCACCCAGGCCGAGAGGACGCACGUAGUCACGACCGAGAAGAAGAAGGAGACGGGUAAGGCCAAGUCCGAACAGGAUGUCGUUGACUUCAUGAAGACGGUUGCCACCAAGCUCAUGGGGGAGCUUAACGGCACCCGCGAUUUCGCCGCUCCGCAGGAAGUUCUGGACAUGAUUGGCCUCGCCGCCCAGAAGUACAUGGACGAGGCGAAGUCGCGCAAAGAGAGGGAGGGCCAAAAAGCGGAAUCAUCGGGCGCCUCCUCAUCUUCAGCUGCUCCUGGCAGUAAGGGCUCGCAAGAGGGCACCGAUGAGACACUGGCCGAGUUAAGCGACUCUGCCGUGAGUCUUUUCAGGGAAUCCUCGACAUCCAACAAGGCAAAGGAGGACCAAGGAGACGCGAACCCCGACGACAUCAACAUUGAAGAGCCCGAGGAGCAGCUCGCCAUCGACCCCGAAGAUCCGCCGUCAAGCGAAGGCGCCAUAAACGAGCCCAUAAGCCCUUCGCCGGAGGACCCCGCGUGCACGACAGCGCCUCUCGCCAACGCCAAAGCGGAAUAUGGUAAGGCCCUAGCCACUUUGGAGGCGCAAAAGGCAAAGUACAAGGCCUUGGCCGGGGAGUUGGAGGAGUUCGAAUCCCAAGCCCACGCGCUGGCCAGGGAUAUCCGGCGCUGGCGGGCCGCGAAUGCGUCCGUCGACUCUCAGAGCCUUGCUGAAGCCGAGUCCCGGCUGGCGAGCUUCACGCGCAGCGUCCGGGACAUGCAGAAGGAGAUCGGCGCCUGCGAGGCGGCGAUAGAGUACGCCGAGACGGUGCCGACAGACCGCAGAGACCUGGCCCGGGACCAGGCUCGCGCCCGCCACAUGCAGGACUACCUGCGGGAUACGAGGGGCAUUGCUCUUGAAUCUCUCAGCAUCUACCUCAUCCCGGUCAAGGCAUCCGUCUUGUCCAGAGCGGUGGACCUCCGCGUGCUCCGCCGCCUCACCCUGCUCAACGUCGGCAUACAAGCGCCCAUCUGGGCCCUGCUGCACCGCGAGAACAAGGAGUCGCCCUUGCCGCUGCGCAAGAUCUUCACCGACAACGUGUCCAAAGUUUUCCUCGACUUUGUUUCCUCGCUCCAGGAGGUGCACGAGCUCUUCAUGUUGGAGAGGGAAACCAAGGCGCGGCCCGAGAGCUUUGCACCCCGCACCCAGACCACGAUAGACCAGAUCCGCAAGCUGGCCCUCAAAAAGCAUCUGCCCACCCUACGCCGCCUCAUGAUCAAGAACCUCGCCGACACGUCCUGGGACGUCGAUAAGAAGGCCGUCCUGGCGCUGUGCCGCUUCGGCAGGAAGCUCGAAGAGCUGGCCUGCAACAUGAGCAUCGGAGCCAUGCACUGCCUCAUGCAGCACGUGGCGGGCCUCGCCUCGCUCCGCGCGCUGCACGUCGUGCACCUGCGCAACGACGACACGUGCCUCUCGGUCAUGCGCGAGACCAAGCGCUUCCUGAUCGACAACGUGUCGCACUACCCGGACCUGAAGCUCAGGUGGAUCGCCAUCGACGAGGACGACCGCGCCGACGAGCUCGUCCGCGUCGCCGACUGGCCGCGCAGGGGCAAGAAGAAGACCGGCCGCGACGGCAAGAAGGGCAAGGGCAAGCAGAAGGCCACGUCUUCUUUUUCGUCGUCCUCAUCUUCCUCAACCACCUCUGCCUCUACUUCGUCUCCCGCGGGGGGAAUGAACCUGGGCUCGCUGAACCUGAACCUGGGCUCCACGUCGGCAGAGGACGUGGACGUGUCCGCGCUGAUCGCCGCCGCCUGGCUGGGGCCGGGCGGCGAGGACGGCGGGGCGGCGCUGGGCGGAGGCGCGAGCAGCGAGAGCGACGAGGAGAACGAGGACGACGGGCCCGAUGGGUCGCUCGGACAGAAGAUCGACACGGUCGAGGCUAUCCCGUUCUACGAGGUCCCGGAUGUCCGGAUCUUCAAGAAGGAGAUUGUCGCCGGCCGUCUCUGAUUCUUCGGCUCUCCUGCCCUUCUUGAUAACCUUCCGAGGAAGCCGACUGGGUUGUUGACGCACCCCAACCCCUCUUCUCUCUGUCUCUCUCAGGAAAAGGUACUUGGCUACUUGCUUUUGGGUACAGUACCUAAACUGCUGAGGAUGGAGCCCUGCGUGGGGGAGUCGGGAUAAGGUGCGGAAUCUCGGAAUGAACGGAGCA
Molecule: messenger RNA, 3423 nt
Organism: Thermothielavioides terrestris NRRL 8126
Lineage: Eukaryota; Fungi; Ascomycota; Sordariomycetes; Sordariales; Chaetomiaceae
Exons: 3
Coding region: 108-3221 (1037 amino acids)
Molecular function (GO): protein binding
Source: RefSeq, a predicted model, not a curated record